Molecule: messenger RNA, 2217 nt
Organism: Ceratosolen solmsi marchali
Lineage: Eukaryota; Metazoa; Arthropoda; Insecta; Hymenoptera; Agaonidae
Product: stromal membrane-associated protein 1
Exons: 8
Coding region: 727-2115 (462 amino acids)
Cellular component (GO): cytoplasm
Molecular function (GO): metal ion binding; GTPase activator activity
Source: RefSeq, a predicted model, not a curated record
AGGAGUAGGACCGGAACGAACGACUUCAUAUCGGAGAAGGAGAGGAAGCGCGUGCGAUUGGCGGUGGGGAACGGGGAGAGUCGAGCGAGGAGGGAGACGACGAAGCGCGUCGCUCAGAACAACGAACGGUCGCGUUUACGCACACAGCAACGUAUAAAGGCUCACUGGUCAGAGACACGUCCUUCCAAUACCUUCCAUCGUUACACUACUCUCACACCAUUUACCGCGCGUCCACCACCGUCCCGCCCAUCCCGCUUUCGUAGUCGUACAUCUUCUCCAAAAGAAGGAAAGAGAGAGAUAGGGAGUCACAGUGUGUCGGCGUGCGUCUGUAUGCGAGCGAACGAGCGAGGAGCGGUCGAGGGCGCGGAGUAGCGAGAGCGAGAGAGGAAGAAGAAGAAUAGUGCACACACACAGGGGCAAGAUGUCGAGUCGCGAGUCGAGUCGCGAACGACUGGCAGACGGCAGUGCGGCUGUAGCUCUGGCACUUGGCGUUGCGAGUUUCGGAGUUGAUUAGUACGACAGGAGAAGCUCGUCGUAACGCGUAUCCUGACCUGCCUUGCGCUCGUUGAUCGCAGAGGAACCGAGACACAACGGGCCUCAUCGUCGCCCAUUCCUCGCGAUCGGUAGCCUGUCGCUCCCUCCCUCCCUUCGCCGCGCGUGGGUGUGUGUGUGUGUGUGUGCGUGUGCCUGUGUAACCUAGAGUCGAGCUUUCGGCCGUCAGUGAAGAUGUCGCGGCUCGAGAAGGACCGCACCAAGCAGAUACAGGCUAAGUGCCAGAGCCUCCUGACGCAGAUGCUGCGCGAUGAAGAUAACAAAUACUGCGUCGACUGCGACGCCAAAGGACCAAGAUGGGCCAGUUAUAAUCUCGGUAUAUUUCUGUGCAUCCGAUGUGCCGGUAUUCACAGGAAGCUUGGAGUUCACAUAAGCAAAGUCAGGUCUGUCAAUUUAGAUACUUGGACUCCAGAGCAAGUCGUGAGUUUACAACAAAUGGGAAAUUCUCGUGCUAGAGCUGUCUAUGAAGCUAAUCUCCCAGAUAGUUUUCGAAGACCUCAAACUGAUUGCAGUUUAGAAAGCUUCAUUAGAGCAAAAUAUGAACAUAAAAAAUAUAUCGCAAGAGAAUGGGUUCCACCGCCAUUACCAACGGUGAACUGGGAUAAGGAAUUAGACGAAGAAGCUGAAAAGCAGCGUAGGCGAAAAAAGGAAACUCAAAAGUCUGCCACAAGUCAGAGCGCACUACCGCCUGUUAAAAAGCCAGAAGUAGUACCCCAAAUACCAAAACCACGUAGCUCCGUGAGUCCGAAGCCUAAUAGAUCAAGCAAUACAGCCACGUUGGAUUUACUUGGCCUUGAUGCUCCAGAAAGUCAAACAACCACAAACGGUUUAGCAUCAGGAGAUGAUAUAUUUUCUUCGUUUUUAUCGGCGCCACCAGCAUCUGCUGCUAGUGUAGCGAAUGGAACUUUAGCCGAAAGUAACACCACGAGUAAUUUAGCAAGUAAGUCGGAAGAAGAAAGUUUCUUUAAUCAGCCAACACCAAUGCCACAAGAGAAAAAUAAAAUGACAAAAGAUAGUAUUUUAGCAUUGUACGGUACUCAACCAACGCAACCAUUUGGAGGAAAUAUGUUUAGUCAACAAAUACCUGCUCAACCGUUUCAGCAACCAAUGCCAAACGUAGGGCCGUUCAAUCAAUCUCUAAAUCAUUCCCUUCAAUCACAAAUUGGUAUACCAGGCAUUAAUCAAAUGAAUAUCGCAACCAAUCAAAUGUGUAUGAAUUCUAAUCAAUUAGGUACUGUCGCAGGAAAUCCUUUAGCUAAUAAUGCCGCCAUGGCUAUGCAAGUUCAAAUGCAGCAAAAUGUGACAAACUCCGGCACACAGAUGGUUUUAGGUACCAAUAAUGGCUGGAGUAGCAUGAUGUCUACACAAAAUUUACAGCCAGCACCAGGAAGUAAUCCUUUUUUAAAUUUGAAUGCUCAACAACAACCGAUUCAAUCAUUUAAUCAUCUACCACAACAAAUGUCUCAGAUGUCCCUUGGUGGGAUGAGUUUUCCUACUCCAACGGGAAAACCAGCUCCUGCAUCAUUAUCGAGUCAAACACUUUCAACGAAUUUAUGGCAGUAACAGUCUUUGAAGUUAGUUUAUUCGUUUGGUGUUUUUAUGCUAAUAUUGGUUGAAUCGCGCGUUUGUUGAUCGAUAAUGUUUAGAAAGGGCAAUUUGGAACAC